CAAGAAAUUAAACAUCCUCUUAGUCGAAUGCGGAUUGCGUUGUACCUGGAAACUACAGAUUAAUUACAUAGAGGAAAACAAGUUUCAAGGCUGCCGCUGUAAUUUGUGCGGGCUCAUGACGGCAUGUGCAUCUUGGAAAGAGAGAAUAUUGUAACAGAUUGUAAACGAAACCGCGUCUUUUUUCUAUUUACUUACAUUUACAUGCAAAGUUGGAGAACAAAAGGUGCAUCCAGACGCUGCUGAUGACUCUGAGUUUUGGUUUACAAGAUGGCAAAGCACUUAAGUUCGUUUUUGCCGUGGGCGACUCGCUGAUUAUGGGAAGAUUCCACUAAACAUCUGCCGUUUGCUAUUUAAACAGCAGGUUCUUUAAAAUGCAGCCCGUAGUCAUGGUUUUGUUUGGAAUGGUAUUAGAAUUACGCAGUCAAAACUGGAAAAUUAGCUUCGACUGACAGCGGUUAAAUAAGGUACAAAACAAACACGGUCAAAGCGACGAAAAAGCAACCAUUUAAUUUAAAUUUUCCUUGUGUUAUAUUGCACUGUCAGCGGUGGCGGUUCUUGUUUAUCACGUAAAUUUGUACAGUCAGAAAGGAGACAUUUCUUGAUGCAACAGUGGGAAAUAGAGUACUCGCAUCAGAGUGAAAAACCUGCUCUUCACAUGUGAUGGUGAACGGAACAGUGUCUUCCAAUGCGAAUGCAAGCAAUAUUUCGAACACAGAUCAAGUUAAUACCUCUGAUUUUUCGGGAUUUUCUUCGGGAUGCGUCGUGUCACUGGGUUUUCUGUUUAUUUUAAUGUUUCUUCUCAGUGUUCUGGGGAAUUCGGUCGUUUGCUACAUCGUUUAUCAGAAACCGGCUAUGCGAUCCGCCAUCAACAUUUUACUGGCAACGUUGGCUAUGGCGGACAUGCUCACGGCAACUUUGUGUAUGCCGUUUGCUAUCAUCUCCCUCAUCGCGCAGAGGUGGCUUUUUGGCGAUGUGUUUUGCCAAAUAAAUGCCAUUUUGUUUAGCUUCUUGGUGACAGAAGGCACGUUCGUGUUGCUGACGAUCUCAGUGGACCGAUUUAUGAUAAUCGUUCAGCGGAAAGACACUUUAACUCCGCGGAAGGCAAAAAUAUACAUCGUAAUUUCAUGGCUCUCGUCUUUUGUAGUGGUUUUACCGCCACUAUUUGGUUGGGGUAAAUAUGGCUUUGAGCUUGGUCAAAUUCAGUGCUCCCUGCAAUGGCCUAGUGAAGACGCAGUUGAUUUAUCGUAUGGGCUGUUUUUCUUUACUUCAACUUUCUCAGUUCCGCUUCUUCUAAUGGGAUAUUGCUUCGGUUCUAUUCUGAGAACGGUGCGAAGAAAUUCGACACGCAUUCAGAAUCACCCGCCUGUACCCGGAGGUGUUAUGACAAAAAUGCAUAGACCAGGCAAAAUGAACAUCGACUACAGUUUUAAAACAAGAGCCUUUACCACCAUAUUAAUCCUAUUUAUUUUAUUCGUGAUCUGUGGCACGCCGUACACAGUGAUCCGGUUUCACCUUCUCGUCAAAGGAUAUGCAGAUUCGCUGUCCUACACCGCGGAUGUUGUGGUCAUAUUAAUAGCCUACUUAAACUCUACUUUAAAGCCCAUCAUUUAUUAUAUUCGGAUCAGCAAAUUCCGAGAGGCCUGCCUGGACAUUAUGCCCUCAUGGUGUCAUGUCCCACAUUGUUUGCCGGGAAGGACAAUGCGACGAAUAAGGCCACAUGUAGUAUAUGAAGUGGAUAAAAAAAUUGUAACCUCAGCACUCUAAAGGAAACUUCUACAUAAAGACACUGAUUAUACAUAUCAUUAUAGAAGUGCCUGUGAGCUGUUAGCCCAAAGGUCUAAUAUAACUGUGGUUGCCACACACGGGGCAACAAUCCAGGAAUAUUUUUGUUGACACUCAAAGACCUUCAGCAAGAGAAUUCAUAUUUAAGAAGAAUAAUUAAACUUAUAUCAGUUGUGAACUUUAAACUGUUAUGGAAUGAUUUUGCACUCAUGGUGUAAAUGUUUGUUUUAUCACGACGCUGUACAUGACAUUUUUUGAAUAAUUAAUCACUUUAUGGCUAGCUCAUAUUUCCAAGAUUACUAAAUUAUGGCAGAUUUCUGAUGCUAAACAAUACUAAACUUGUUCCUAUAUUGGUGGAGCAGUUUUCACUUAAGUGGCAAUAAGUAAUAAUUAUUGGUUUUGCAUGACUUCACUACAUGAUUAGAUUAACAAAAUCACACCACCUUUUCAUCCAGUCAGAAGUAAAACCAAAACCAAACAUAACUUGCUCACAUGUUUUCCCAUCCUUUGCAUCAGUUACAUGUAGGAGUAUUUACUGUCAAGUUUUGAUUGGUUCACUGGAUUGUCUGUGUCCGUUGUGACUGGCUAGAGUGGUUACAUUAGUUUUACAAAACUUAAUUGAAAACUGCUCUUGACUAAGGAAUACUAUUUUUAUGUUAAAAUUUAAUGCUAUUGGUCAUACAAAAGACAUAGGUGUAAGUAAGUAAAGUACAGAUGUCCUGAGUAUCAUAUCACUGAAGCCAACUGAUGUAUCUCUCAAAUGAAAUUGUGCACAAUUUAAGGAAUCAUUUUUAAAACAAAUUUUUGCACCCAGAAAAUUUUUAAGGUUUGGUGGAAUUACAGCAUUGAAUUGUCCUCAAAAUAAAUGUUCUUGAAAGGAUAUUAAAUUAAAAAAUAUAUAUAUUUAUGGUAACAGUAAAACCUCCUGCAUGCGAACACCGAUGAUGCCAGAACAAGCAUCUGCAUAGAGGUGAGUACUGAUGAGUUGUUAGUGUGUAGUUGGGACAGCGUUGGCUUAGGUGUGGUGUCUAGCGACAGGAGGUUUGACUGUAAUAAUUUUAUUAUUGUGAAUUAUAUAAUUAAUAGAAUUAAAAAGUAUUAAAAUCAGGGAAGGUAUUCCAAAAACUGUUGUGCUUCUUGACUUGAUGUUUUAUAGCUUAAGCUUAAAGAAACACGUCAGGCGUAUAAUCUUUUCAAUGGUAUGUGCCAGAUCUCCAACUAGUACUUCAUGUGGUGUAAAAGAACAAGUAGCUUAACUGUCGAUUUUUGCUAUUGAAGGUAAUGUUCAUGUAGAGAAUGUGUAAGACUUUGCAAAAAGCUGCAUCUUAGGGCAGAUUUUUGAUACCAUGAUUGUAGCAUCAACUGAUAAUAAGUCGUUACAGUGUUAGAAACUAAAUUUUGACAGCACUUGCCAUUUGUCAAGUAACUCUCAAAGUGUAAUUUGCAUUGUUCCUUGGAAACACAAGUCCAACCAAUUUUGUGACCAAAACCCCUUCCAUUAAGAAGCACUCAGCUUGUGAAAAUAAAUCUACUCAUGAGGGACAUGCAAUGGGUGAUCUGGCAUGAUUUCUGGAUGGGCAAAAAUAGUGAAAUUAACUAUUUCGGCAGAAACUCAAUUUAACUUUUUUUAACAAUCACCACUCAAGGUUAGUUCAACUCAGUGUGGGUCGUUGGAAAAGAGACAGAUUUCAAUUGAUUCCACUAAAGUUGGAAAAUAAGCGUCUUAAAAAGUGAUAAAAUUUUGGAAAGUUUACAUUUUAUUUAAUUAUUUAUAUGCAGAAUAGGAGUGAAAUUGUACAUCCUUGAGUCUGUUAUGUCUCCCACUCCUAGAUUAUUGUAGGGUUCUUAAAACAUAAAAAGUCUUGCAGAGCUGACUUGGGAUUAAUUUUUUAUAAAGCCAUUUAAAACAGUUUUAGAAUCACCGAUUUUAAGAAGAGUACUUUUGAGAGAAGGGGUCAAGAGUGAUUAACCACCAUAAGACAACAUCAGAGUUAAUCUUACUUCAGCACUGCAAUUUAUUUGUGAAAUCCUCAAUUUAACACUCUGCUACAAAUAAACAAAAUAUGCAAGUGUUAAAACCAUAAAGCCCAAUGUAUUUAUUUACCAUUCUUGUGCCUCAUUUGAACAUUUAUCUGUUACAGACUGAAAUGUGUGAUUUAAUGGAUAUUUUUCUGUGGUAAUAAAUCUCUUUUAGGCCAUUUGAAUUCAAUAAUUGACUCAUUGCCAUAUACAGUAAUGUUGACAUAUAAAAAUAAAUGUUAUUAAUAAUUUCUACUUAACUACAAAGACCAGUUACUUCAAUCUGAAUAUAAUUCAGCUGAGUGAAUGUUGAGACAUUUUAAAAGGGCAGUAAAAUGUGUUUUAAAAUAUUCAGUUAAUUACAACCAGGAUGUGAAAAAUAAUGCCAAGCACAAUGGAUGAACAGGUGCAAGAUGGUACCCAGCAUUAAAUGUUUGUUCAGUUGACAUUUUAA
This is a messenger RNA of Orbicella faveolata, 4255 nucleotides long. RefSeq names its product high-affinity lysophosphatidic acid receptor-like. Gene Ontology annotation, biological process: G protein-coupled receptor signaling pathway. Gene Ontology annotation, molecular function: G protein-coupled receptor activity. Gene Ontology annotation, cellular component: membrane. The record is from RefSeq and is a predicted model, not a curated record. Lineage: Eukaryota; Metazoa; Cnidaria; Anthozoa; Scleractinia; Merulinidae.